Molecule: messenger RNA, 3262 nt
Organism: Neodiprion fabricii
Lineage: Eukaryota; Metazoa; Arthropoda; Insecta; Hymenoptera; Diprionidae
Exons: 13
Coding region: 158-3262 (1034 amino acids)
Molecular function (GO): protein binding
Source: RefSeq, a predicted model, not a curated record
GUCGUCGCAAACAAAAUAAUGCACUCCGCGUAGUUGGCAUUGUUGGAACAGGCGAAAAAACUGAAGUUUACCAAAUUUCAUUUUCAUUUCGGAGAUUCCUCAUCGAAAAUUACUGAGAAUAACUUUAUCUUGCAUAGAUUUGAAUCAUAAUGCAAAAAUGGGAUCUUCGUGUGUAGAGUUUUUAACGAUUGUGAUAACGUUGUUUUUGAGUCAAACACGUGUGCUAGAAAUUCACGGAGAAAUCGUUGUACUGCAGAAUCCAAGAGCGGAAACAAAACUGUCAAGACAAUUGACUUGCAUAUCAGACGACGACGACGAUUCUGCAUUAAUAUGGAACAACUAUAACGGAGCAGUAAAUAGUUUGAGAGAUUUCGAGCCGAAAAAACCGGUCCAAGCGAGCACGUCAAAAUGUGGUCUUUGGAAUUACUCAAAGUACUGCAUUGCACCCUGGGGAAUAACCGGAAAUUGGAAUUUCAUUGAGUCUGGUAUAGAGCCAAUGGGUCCUGUGUUCGACUACCGAUGGGAAGACUUCGAGGAACUGGUCUUCGGUAACCAGUUGAGAAGUCAGGAUUACCAAUACGUCAGAAACGUCGACGGAGAUUCGGGUGCCGUAGUAUUUUCCGUUCGAGGCUCACGCGACGCUUACGUACUUCUUUGCGAAGAUAGAAAUCCAACGAAAGCUCCGUGUUUCUGGAUAGUAAUCGAAGGGUGGAAUACUGCUUCAGCGAUUCUGUCGUGUGCCAACGGAGCACCUCAACCCACGCAAUAUUCCAAGACUGUGAACUGCGUGAGACUGGCCUACCUAGAGCACUAUCGUGCGGAUUACAUUGAUUCUCAAGAAUGGAAUACGUUCGGAUUGAAAUGGAACCGUGAUGAAAAGACGAUCAGCGUUUACAAAAAUACCGACGAUAAGCCAUUCUUGGAAGCGCGUCUUAACCACUGGCAUUCUAUAGCCCACAUGUCGGUCAGAAGUGACAUGGGAACAAGGUUUCGAUUUCACUUUUAUAAUUACUUGUCAACGAGAGUGAGUAACGCGGUUUUAUCCACAUCGGGAUUCGACCAUCAAGGAAAAAAUUUCUGCGUCAAACUGCUGGUCAGUCUUUGUGCCGAAUGCUCAUUGAACGUUACCCUAGUCGAUCAACAAGGCAAUGAUAUACCGAUCGGAACUAUUUCUGGAAUCGAUAAGAAAUCUGUCUACGACGGAAUGCUGUCCUGGCAAUCGUUGAAGCUGACCAAAACUUUGCAGAGUAUCAUCUCUCGACGAUUUAAACUCCGAGCUCGAACUAUUCUCAUCGACAGUACAGAUACCUACACAAAGCACUGGGCGAUCGACAACUUCCGGUUGUGCGAAUCAGACGAAACUACCAGAGAAUCGUCAUUGACGAUUAGUCGAUACAGUACGCAAAGUACUUGGCCAUUGGCCAGUUGUCAAAAGUUAUCGUACACCGAAAGUGUGACGAUCGAUUCCUCGUUGGGAAAAAACGACUGCGAUACGUGUCCACCUGGAAGAGUCAGGAGUCUGAAAACGAUAUCAAUAUCGAGUAACAAUGUUACGAUUCAAUGGAUUCCCCCGUUCCAUAAGGAUGGAAAAAUCGUCAAGUACAGUGUUUUGAUCGAGCAAAACAAUCUGCUGGCCUGCGAGGACCUCAACAGGCAGUCACCUCCUCGGGUAAAGAUACAGCGAAUGGUGACGAAUACGUCAACGUCCUUUGACGAUUUGCAUCCCUAUGCGAAUUACACGGUGACAGUGAGCGCGUACACCACUGAGAAAGGAAUGGAACGAAAACUAGUAUUUCGGACGAAUCCAACGGAAGACAUUUCUCACUCCGCCAUGAUCAGCCACCUACACUUGGACAAAGAAAAACGUCACCUGGAGUGGGACGAGCCCGAAGAUUGCACGACAAUUUUAAGCCCCUACAAAACUGUCGCGUUCUCAUUCGCGAAUGUCAACGAAACGGUGGAAAUUGCAAGGAAGAAUAUACCGAUCAGGGACUUUCAUUAUAGGCUUGACAAGCUUAAUCUAAAACCACACACCGAAUACAGAGUCCGUGCUUACGUCUUGGGAGACGAUGAAACACGCGCAAAUCAAACAAAUUACGAACAACUCGUAUGGGUCACACAGCCAACUGUUCCAUCCCCUGUAACGGAAAUAGAAACGUACGAAGCUGACGUGGAGAGAAGCACGAUAUCCGUAAGAUGGAAACCACCUUAUCCUGCAAAUGGUGAAAUUGAAUCUUACCACGUGAAAGUUACCGAAAGAGACGAACGGCUGAUCAACCGGAGUUUCGAAACCCCGAAAGAAGUAUCGAGGUGCAAGCUGUGGGAAGAAUACGUGUGCCUGGAAAAUAUUACCCUUCGACGAAAUUUUUCAGUCAGCAUAACAGUACAGAUCUCUGCAAAGAACAAAAAUGUCGUCGAGAGUGGAAUCCAGAAGACGGUUGAAUUUCCUUCAAAUCACUGGUUUUCAAGUCACGGCAGCCUACCAAAAAAUUUGAGGGGAAUUUCCAUGGGUCAUGGCAUUGUGAUGCUGAAAUGGGAGCAUCCGAGUCUCCCUCUUUUCAAAAUCACACAAUUCCGUGUGAAGGCUGAUCUCCUAAGUUCUAAGUUACUGAAGACCGACGAAAAGUAUGAGACAACGAUUAACCAUCCGACCAUGGAACGAGAUCGGAAGGAGUACAGUGCGAGGAUUCGCCUCACGACCUCGUCUUCUUUUAAACUUUCGGUAGUGGCUUUGAAUCGGUACAACUUGAGCGGCGAAACCAGCGAGUAUGAAAUUUCGACACCCUUCGGGGCAGCCUUCGCGAUCGGUGAGGAAGUUCGAGUGAAGUGCAACGGUGAGCUAAGCGUUAUAGAAAUUCCGUCAUUGACCAACGGAACGCGUAACACGAUUGUCCAGGUUGUCGGUAAGCCGAUACGGGUAACAUCGCAGCAAAACGAAUCGGAGCAAUCCGGAUUCGGAAUGAAAUUCUUUUCGACGGAAUAUCGACUGAAUGACAGCAUGCCAAAAUCUCUGGCAUUGAACAACAGCUUGCGGAGCUACUGUUUCAAAAAAGUCAAAGAUAGUUGGGCGAUCGUGAUAACCGCUACCGACGGAUUCACCGGAAGUACGAUAAUUCUCGCAAACUUGCAGGAUCCGCAACCGAUCAGCUACGAAGAUAAUCAAUGGUGGACCCGACUUGGAUUGUCGUUACCGCUUCUUAUACUGAUUUGCUUUUGCAGUGCAGUUAUACUUCUCGGUCUGCUCUUCGCUUGGCAUCGGUAA